AACUGUUUUCUUUCCUAUUCUUCUUCUUCUCCUUCCAAAAAUUCCCAGAUUUCCAUAAAACAACUCUCUAUUUCCACAUUUCCUGACUUUCUAAAUUUUAACUUCUUAUUAUUCUUCUUCUGAAUGAUGUUUAUGUUCAUCUCCAAAUACUGCAGUCUGUGUCUUCUUCAUAUAGGAUCGUAUUAUAGAUCAUCAUCCAAAUCUGCUCACUGAUCAGUUCUUGUUCUUGUUUGCUGUUGGGCAUAUAUGGCUACUGGUUGGGUGAAAUCACUACAGUGCAAGUCAAGAGCUUUUGAAGAUGUUUAUGUUCCAAACAACAACACCAGCUCUAAACCUGCUAAUCUUAACCAUCUUCUUUCUUCAUCAAGUUGUAGAAAAAACUUUCAGAAUCUCAAAGAUGUAGUUGAAACCAAUAAGAACAGACCAAGAAACUCAUACCAAUCAACAUCUUCAAAAACAAAGACACACAUAUCAUCAUCAAGAUCAUCGUCAUAUCAUUCAGCAAGAUCAUCAACCAAAUCUGAACCGAGUUCUACUCCGAGUACAACAGCAUCAACAGUAACAAACAGAGUUCAUCAUCUGAAUAGAAACGGUGGUGCAGGAAUAACUCGUUCUUCAGCUGACCCGUUUUUUCCAACACUUACUGAACUCACAGAAGCACAUCCAUCACGUAAUGUAGUUGAAAUCAUCUUCCAUACGAGCUGGUCACCAAAAGCAUUUUCUGGUCGGAUCGAGAUGAUAUUUAAGGUUCAGAAUCUGCCUAAAACCGUUGCCCGUUUUGAAGAAUACAGAGAGAUUGUAAAGUCAAGAGCAGUUUCCGGCAGUCCGGCAGGUAUUAUUCUCAAAGAAGAAGAUGAUCAUGUUAGAUGCAUGGCUGAUGGUAAUGAGAUGAUGAGAUUUCAUUGUUUAGGUCCUACCGCCGGUGCCGUAUAUGAAGCCGGUGGGUUGUGUACUAACUUCUCCGGUAAAGAUUCAGGUAUCUGCACUUUUUCCGGUAGUGGUGGGGCCCAUGAGAAUGCAGGUGGUGGGAAAGGAACCAGGGCUAUGCUGGUGUGUAGAGUCAUUGCCGGUAGAGUUUGUAAACGACUCGGAGUUGAAACGUUUAUGGAUAAACGAGAUGAGUUUGACUCGUUCAGUGGUGGAAUAGAGAGGAAUGGGAAAUUGUUGGUAUUUGAUUCAAGAGCAGUUUUACCUUGUUUUCUUAUCAUCUAUAAGUUAUAGUAGAUCAUAAGUACUGUGUAGUAUAUCAAUGUUUUAACAUCCAUCAGCUCUGUAAACUUUCAGUGGCUUCAUUUUUUUUCUUGUCCUUAAGAGUUCAAGGCUAGGGGGAUUACUAGUUCCAUGAGAAAUUACUAAUCCGGUGGUUUCGGUGAUCUUACAUGGAUUUAGUAAUAUUUGGUGGAAUUUGGUAACCUAUGUAACAGUCACGUUAGAGUUGAUAUAUGCUUCGACAUUAUGAAAUUACCUCAUUUUUGUAGUUUUGUUUUUUCUCUUCUAUUUUUCAUGAAGUUAUGAACAAAGUGUAUUUCUCAUU
Papaver somniferum (opium poppy) is the source of this 1534-nucleotide messenger RNA. RefSeq lists its product as uncharacterized. The transcript has a single exon. The record is from RefSeq and is a predicted model, not a curated record. Lineage: Eukaryota; Viridiplantae; Streptophyta; Magnoliopsida; Ranunculales; Papaveraceae. The coding region runs from base 247 to 1221 and encodes 324 amino acids.